AUGAGCGCAAAUCCUACCAACGUUAUCCGCAGAUCACUAACGACGUACCGUAGGAAGUUGGUCAUUAUCGGUGAUGGUGCCUGCGGCAAGACCAGUUUGCUGAGCGUAUUUACGCUAGGUUACUUUCCUACAAUCCCCACAGUCUUUGAGAACUAUGUGACAGAUUGUAGAGUAGACGGCAAGUCCGUCCAGCUUGCUCUAUGGGAUACCGCCGGCCAAGAAGACUACGAACGAUUACGACCGCUCGCCUACUCAAAAGCCCACGUCAUCCUGAUAGGAUUUUCCGUCGACACCCCAGAUUCCCUCGACAACGUUAAGCACAAGUGGAUUGAGGAAGCCACCCGCCUGUGCACCGGUGUUCCCAUUAUUCUCGUUGGUCUUAAGAAGGAUCUUCGAGAGGAUCCCGUCGCGAUCGAAGAAAUGCGCAAGAAGUCGAUGCGUUUUGUGUCUGAACAUGAUGGAGAGGCAAUCGCUCGGGAAAUUGGCGCAAAGCGAUAUCUAGAAUGCUCCAGCUUGAGCGGCGAAGGCGUCGACGACGUGUUUGAGGCUGCCACUCGUGCUGCUCUGCUGACCUUUGAGAAGGGCGAGGGCGGCGGUUGCUGUGUUGUACUGUAA
Molecule: messenger RNA, 615 nt
Organism: Fusarium redolens
Lineage: Eukaryota; Fungi; Ascomycota; Sordariomycetes; Hypocreales; Nectriaceae
Product: ras family protein
Exons: 4
Coding region: 1-615 (204 amino acids)
Biological process (GO): small GTPase-mediated signal transduction
Molecular function (GO): GTPase activity; GTP binding
Source: RefSeq, a predicted model, not a curated record